Messenger RNA from Diaporthe amygdali, 1686 nucleotides. RefSeq lists its product as uncharacterized. The coding region runs from base 1 to 1686 and encodes 561 amino acids. The record is from RefSeq and is a predicted model, not a curated record. Lineage: Eukaryota; Fungi; Ascomycota; Sordariomycetes; Diaporthales; Diaporthaceae. The transcript is spliced from 3 exons.
AUGAUUUCCUCCAAGACUCCUGUUAACCUUGCCGACAACUCUCAACGACCCACGCAAAAUCUUGGUAAGAUGGCCAUCAAGUCGACUCGGAUCGUCCAUAUUCGCUGGCCCGCAGGAUCUUCACGGCUCGAAACAUUGCCAGCCGAGCUUCUCAACGUGAUUACGGACGAUCUAGUACUCGAAACUGACCUCGAUCAUACUGGCGCAAGAAGCCGGACAGCCUACAAGGACGGCUUGAGCAAUUUGGGGCGCUUAUGUUCGGUCUCCAAGUGUUUGGAUACCAAGAUUCGACCUAUCAUGUUGAGGAAGGUCUCCAUCUAUCGGUCGAUCGAGCUCAUCCGCCUCUAUCGUACCCUGACCGAGAACCCCAUGUUAGGCGGAUACAUCCGGCAGCUGGUAUUGGCCACCCCCUUUAGCCGACAAGAGAUUGAGUACGAAAUGCUUCAUUUCCACGUCUUGCACGGCGUUGAUUCCGAUUUCGAUUUUUCACAGCCUCACGCGUCGGGCAGCAUGACAACUCGGAUGGAGAACAAGCUACGGUUCGACCUCUAUCUCAAGGUUCUCAACAAAGCUCCGAACGUGACGAAAGUCGCGAUUGAUGCGCUAUCGUGGUCCGUCCGUGGCCUCAAUGAUAAGCAACUGGCUCUCUUCAGAGCCGCCAGCGACAUGCUCGACAACCUGGCAGAGAUGCCCGAGACCCCGCUGUUGCAGAUGCCCGAGGAUGUGAAAACCGUGAACAUUAACGGUCCAGUUCGAGGCUUGGUGGAGGCAUUGCCAAGUCAGCUUGCCAAGAUCUGGUCGCAGACGUCUAAAUUGGAGACAUUGGUCUGGACAAGAGACGAUUCGGCGUGGUUCGACAACUUACCAAGCCGAAGUCUGGAGCUGGAAGGUACUGGACCCAAGAGAAUGUGUACCAGUCUGACGACUCUCAAACUCCUCGUCAGUGCCUGCCGCCUCUGUGACAUCGCCACCGUAUGCGACUCCUUCCCCUUCUUGAAGCGUCUACAAAUAGUCCAGAAUACUUCGCGCGAUGACUUCAACAAGGAGGACCUAAGAAACUCCAUGCCGUACACGGAGCAAGUCUCUCUGACAAGCAGCAUUGCGAGUCUGCGGCAACUCGAGGCCCUCCAUCUGGACCCUCUUGCUGCACCGGAAAACGCCCAGGUUCUUGGAGAUGAUGGUGCCCUCAACCUGUCCUCGCUCCCGAAUCUGUCCGAGGUGACCGUCUCAUUUGGACUUUUCGUGGCCGAGAAGCCAUUCAAGAGCACUGGCAGCAAAGCUCACCCAUGUCUGGUCCUGCCCCAAUCUUUGACCAGACUGACCAUCUCAGCACGGGGCUUCGUGCGUGAGGCCGGAAUCACUCUCAUGCAGUUCCUGGAAGAUCUCCGCGCCGCCUGCUGUUAUCAAUUCCCCCACCUGAAGCAAAUUGUGUACAUCUACAGCGCCAAACUACCGGCUAUGGGUCCCGAGCCUGUGUGUCUCUGCGGACGCAUUCCACACGAGUCCUUCUGCCCUUACGACAGCGAGGCAGGACUGUCGAUUGAUUACCUGCCAUGGAUUUCCGCCGACAGCUUUGCGGCUCUCGUGACAGAGUUCAGACAGCGCGGCAUCCAACUCAUCAUGAAGAAGAGAAAUGCAUGCGAUUCAGGAGCGACGUAUGGCACAAAUGAUGCGAUAUUCGGCUAG